Pieris rapae (cabbage white) is the source of this 711-nucleotide messenger RNA. Its product is annotated as cytochrome b-like. Gene Ontology annotation, molecular function: electron transfer activity. NCBI's taxonomy places the organism in Eukaryota, Metazoa, Arthropoda, Insecta, Lepidoptera, Pieridae. The record is from RefSeq and is a predicted model, not a curated record. Gene Ontology annotation, cellular component: membrane. Gene Ontology annotation, biological process: mitochondrial electron transport, ubiquinol to cytochrome c.
UUUAAAAUUAUAAAUAAUUCAUUAAUUCACUUGCCUUUAAUAUUUUCACCUUCCAAUAUUUCAAUUUGAUGAAAUUUUGGUUCAUUAUUAGCGUUAUGCUUAACUCACCUUACUCAAAUUUUAACAGGACUUUUUUUAACAAUAUAUUAUUAUGCUAAUAUUGAAAUAGCUUUCUAUAGAGUAAAUUACAUCUGUCGAAAUGUCAAUUAUGGAUGAUUAAUUCAAAAUUUACACGCAAAUGGAGCAUCAUUUUUUUUAAUUUGCAUUUAUAUUCAUAUUGGCCGAGGUAUUUACUAUGAAUCAUUAAAUUUUUUUUAUACAUUAAUAAUUGGAAUUAUUAUUUUAUUUUUAUUAAUAAUAAGGCGAGGACAAAUAUAUUUUUGAGGAGCUACAGUAAUUACAAAUCUUUUAUCAGCAAUCCCAUAUUUAGGAACUAGACUUUUAAAUUGAAUUUAAAGGGGAAAUGCUGUUGAUAAUGCAACUUUAACCCGAUUUUAUAAUUUUGCAUUUUCUUAUACCAUUCUAAUAAUAACAAUAAUUCAUUUAUUAUUUUUACAUCAAACAGGAUCAAAUAAUCCACUACGAACAAAUAGAAAUUUAGAUAAAAUUCCUUUUCAUCCUUAUUUUACUUACAAAGAUUUUAUAGGAUUUAUUAUUAUAGUAUUUAUUCUAAUUUUAUUGACAUUAACAAAUCCUUAUAUAUUAGCAUGA